UGCUAGCAUGCAUGUGAUAGUGGAGGGACAGCUUACAGAAAGUUGAGACGGUCCUAAUAUAGGAUAUUUUGAAUAAUCUUGAAUCAUGUGACCUUGAGGAUGAUGACCUUAUGCUUGAUGUGGAUCUGCCUGAGGAUGUACCUCUUGAAAAUGUGGAGUGUGACAAUAUGAACCGCUUUGAUAGACCAGACAGAAAUGUUCGGCAGCCUCAGGAAGGAUUUUGGAAAAGGCCACCCCAGAGGUGGAGUGGACAAGAGCAUUACCACCUCAGUCAUCCUGACCACUAUCAUCACCAUGGGAAAAGUGACUUGAGCAGAGCCUCUCCCUAUAGAGAAUCUCCUUUGGGUCAUUUUGAAAGCUAUGGAGGGACUCCCUUUUUCCAGGCUCAGAAGAUAUUUGUAGAUAUACCAGAAAAUACAGUGAUACUGGAUGAGAUGACCCUCCGUCACAUGGUUCAAGAUUGCACUGCUGUAAAAACUCAGUUACUCAAACUGAAACGUCUCCUGCAUCAGCAUGAUGGAAGUGGUUCAUUGCAUGACAUUCAACUAUCAUUGCCCUCCAGCCCAGAACCAGAAGAAGUUGAUCAAAUAUAUAAGAAUGAAGAUUUAUUAAAUGAAAUAAAACAACUUAAAGAGGAAAUAAAGAAAAAAGAUGAAAAGAUCCAACUAUUAGAACAUCAACUUGCAACUCAGUAUAACUGCCACCAAAAAUCUAAAGUGGAAAAAUGCACAUAUGCUGAUAAAUAUACCCAAACACCCUGGAGACGAAUUUCUGGUGGGUAUUCUGCUCCCUCCUUCUCUCCUUGGCAGGGCUCCUUCCAGGGAAUCCCACGGACUGUUCCACCGCACCGCAGACAGAGUGAGUCUGUGUCUCUCACUCCUAUCCUGGUCUGGCUUCCCCUUCAUG
This is a messenger RNA of Carlito syrichta (Philippine tarsier), 906 nucleotides long. RefSeq names its product serine-rich coiled-coil domain-containing protein 2-like. Gene Ontology annotation, cellular component: microtubule cytoskeleton. The annotation marks the transcript as partial. The record is from RefSeq and is a predicted model, not a curated record. Gene Ontology annotation, molecular function: microtubule binding. NCBI's taxonomy places the organism in Eukaryota, Metazoa, Chordata, Mammalia, Primates, Tarsiidae. Gene Ontology annotation, biological process: microtubule bundle formation. The transcript is spliced from 8 exons.